This is a messenger RNA of Phytophthora infestans T30-4, 1323 nucleotides long. RefSeq lists its product as uncharacterized. Bases 1 to 1323 code for a protein of 440 amino acids. NCBI's taxonomy places the organism in Eukaryota, Oomycota, Peronosporomycetes, Peronosporales, Peronosporaceae. The transcript has a single exon. The record is from RefSeq and is a predicted model, not a curated record.
AUGGAAUGCAUCCGACAGAAUGAUGACUGCAAACUCGAGAUCGUGACCAAGACGGCGUAUGUGUUUCAAUCAGUGAUGGCGCUCUCUCUUUUUAAUUUAUACGGAGAGUUCAAGCUGAUGGCCAAGGCUGUUCGAACUGCUUUUAGAUGCGCCAAAGAGAUGGCAAAUCUGGUGAAGCACCUCAGCAAAUUCGUGCGUAACAUCAUGGUAACAGACCCGCAAACAACUCAAGAGAAAGCGCUGGAUGUAUUGUACCAAACGGACAAUGUGGUCUUUGAUAUCCCAGUCACAAUCGCGGAAUGCAUGGGUAUCGUCGUCAAGGCCGACCCCAUCCGAUAUUACGACAAAAUAACAAACACGGCCGAGUUAAUCUUACGACAAGUGAUGGCCGACAAGGAAUCAAUUCUCGAGAGCUGGGACUCGUUCAAGACUUUUAUGAAAAAAGUUGCGCUUGGCGAGUCGAUUUCAGAUCUGAAAAGCUCCGAGAUCACGUCGCUACAGCGAGCCAUGAAGUCCGACUCAACCUGUGGCUACGAUAUGAAGCGCAUUGCCGACCGCACAUGGAUGACUGUCUUAUCUCUUCGCAACCAGAACCCUCAAAUGUCUGAAAAUGAACUUCGUGUCUACAUGAGCAAAUCACACCUUGUGUUGCACGAUAUCCCAGUUGCAACCAACAAUUGUAUGGAUGAGCUGAUUGCUGAAUCAGGUGAAGCCAAAGCUUAUCAGACUCGAAAUAUGCUACGAACGACGUUAGGAGUUAUAGUGGAGGACCUUAUCAAGUCGGGGACAAGUAGUAACGGCACGUACCUGACUGCUGAGCACUACGCGUACAAGAUUGCUGACAAGGCUGCUUCUUUUUAUGGUGUAUGGGACAUCAAGGGCAUCGGCAACGUAAUCGGUGAAUUUCUCCAGACAAUCUGCGGACCGACGAAGUUUAUCGGAGAAAUUGAUGAUGGCCCUGCCAAUAAUUCGCUAGGACUGAAAACGGAUGGCAAGGCGUUCAAAGGCAGUUCUGGACGUUGGUCCAAGGAAGGCGAUGGGGUAGUCACCUUGACGUUCCAGAGUGAAGAUACAAAGGAUGUGACCGUAAAUAUUCACUCCGGUGGUGGCAAAAUCGACGAGGUAGACGUGUCCAGAGGUUGCUCUGCGACUUGGACCUCCAACGUGACAGCUUUGGGAGGUAAAACACUUUACUUGGAUCGUUGGCGACCAGGCUUUCUGGGUCUUCCUGGCACAGGAGGCGGGUCGUUGGUACUUUGGACACCUCAAGCUACGGAAAGCGGGGGUCAUUUGAACUUGAAAGUGAAAUUAAACGCUAGCUAG